GUGGGGUUUACUUGUGUUGAAACAAACUUGCUGGUGAAAUCAUUGUGUUUAUAAUAGUGGUAUAUAUUGUGUUGUGUGUAAAUCAAUUGGGUUUAUUUGGUGUUGCGUUAUUAGGAGAACUGUGAAGAUAACCUACAGGUAUAAUUUUACAACAUGGAACUUCGGAACUUUUUUAAGCAAUGUCGAAAAAUUGUAGCUGUUGGUCGAAAUUACAGGGAACAUGUGUUAGAGUUGAACAACGCUAUGCCGAAGAAACCCUUGUUGUUUUUGAAACCUCCUUCGAGUAUGAUACAAGAAGGACAAGCAAUUAAAAUUCCGCCCAUGUGUGCGUUGUUACACCAUGAAGUGGAACUUGGAAUCAUCAUUGGCAAAGCAGGAUACAACAUAUCAGAAGAGAAUGCUCAUAAACAUAUUGGGGGAUAUGCAUUAGCAUUGGAUAUGACAGCCAGGGAUUUACAAGAGGAUGCUAAAAAAGCUGGUCAACCGUGGUUACUGGCAAAAGGCUGGGACACUUUUUGCCCAAUUAGUGACUUCAUCCCUGCGGCAUCUAUACCUGACCCACAAAGUGUUAAGUUAUGGUUAAAAGUUGACGGAGUGUUGAAGCAGUCUGGUAAUACAAACGAUAUGAUUUUCCCUAUACCUCAUAUUAUUAGUUAUAUCAGUGGAAUUAUGAGCUUAGAGGCAGGUGAUUUGAUUUUGACUGGAACACCAAGUGGGGUGGGUCCAGUCAAAGCUGGUCAAGUCAUUGAGUGUGGUUUGGAAGGAAUCAAAGAAAUGAAAUUUACAGUUAAAUAGGUUUCUUAGCAUAGAAGAUAUGGAUAUUCAAACUACAUAUUUUUUUAUCAAUAUUAUCUAGUUUGUUGUCGAUAAUGUGUAGAGCUUAAAACACUGAUGAAAAUAUAUAGAA
This is a messenger RNA of Hydractinia symbiolongicarpus, 907 nucleotides long. RefSeq names its product acylpyruvase FAHD1, mitochondrial-like. The record is from RefSeq and is a predicted model, not a curated record. Gene Ontology annotation, molecular function: acetylpyruvate hydrolase activity. The transcript is spliced from 2 exons. Gene Ontology annotation, cellular component: mitochondrion. Bases 154 to 795 code for a protein of 213 amino acids. NCBI's taxonomy places the organism in Eukaryota, Metazoa, Cnidaria, Hydrozoa, Anthoathecata, Hydractiniidae.